Messenger RNA from Solea senegalensis (Senegalese sole), 2156 nucleotides. RefSeq names its product chemokine (C-C motif) receptor 9a (gene ccr9a). Gene Ontology annotation, biological process: chemotaxis; G protein-coupled receptor signaling pathway; immune response. Gene Ontology annotation, cellular component: membrane. Lineage: Eukaryota; Metazoa; Chordata; Actinopteri; Pleuronectiformes; Soleidae. The transcript has 2 exons. The coding region runs from base 331 to 1449 and encodes 372 amino acids. The record is from RefSeq and is a predicted model, not a curated record. Gene Ontology annotation, molecular function: chemokine binding; scavenger receptor activity; chemokine receptor activity.
UACUAAAAUAACUUAACUAAACUAAACUGUAACCCAACUAAAGUAACUAAACUGUGACCUUACUAAAGUAACUUAAGCAACUAAACGAACUGUGACCUUACUAAAAUAACUUAACUAAACUAAACUGUAGCCUAACUAAAGUAACUAAACUAACUGUAACCUAAUCAAAGUAACUUAAGUAACUAAAGUGUGACCUUACUAAAGUAACUUAACUAAUUAAACUAACUGUGACCUUACUAAAGUAACUUAAGUAACUAUACUAACUGUGACCUAACUAAACUAAUUGAUUGACAGUGAAAGUCAGUGAAUGAUCGACAUCAACAAGAAUCUAUGGAUGACAUCAUGAACAUCACAACAUUCACCACUGAGGAUCCGUUCUAUGUGAGCAUGUCACCGACGACAGAUGACGAUGACUACGACUACCAGGACCUGAUGUGUGACCGUGAGUCUGUGCGGGCCUUUAGGGGUUGGUUCGAACCACCGCUCUUCUGGAUCAUCACGUUGGUGGGCGGAGCUGGAAACAUGGCAGUGGUGUGGAUCUACCUGAACUUCCGAGGGCGACUGAAGACCAUGUCAGACGUGUUCCUGCUAAACCUGGCAGUCGCUGACCUGCUCUUCCUGGUCAGUCUGCCAAUGUGGGCGGAGGAGGCGCUGCAUGGCUGGAACUUUGGCAUCAUCCUCUGCAAGUUGAACUUUGCCUUCUACAAAGUGAACCUGUUCAGCAGCAUGAUUCUGCUCACCUGCAUCAGCAUCGACCGCUACGUCGUCAUCGUACAGACCACCAAGGCACAAAACUCACAGCUGGAGCGCCGCCGCCGCAGCCGCGUGGUGUGUGUGGGGGUGUGGCUGCUGGCCCUGGCGCUCGCCAUACCUGAGCUGGUGUUUGCCACCACCAAAGAUGUGGACUCGCAGCAGUACUGCACGAUGGUGUUCCCCCAUCAUGAGGGCAACCUCACCAAGAUCCUAGUGCUGUCUCUGCAGGUGAGCAUGGGCUUCUGCAUCCCCUUCAUCAUCAUGGUGUUCUGCUACAGCGUCAUCGUAACAAAGCUGCUCAGAACCCGAAACUUCCAGAAGCACAAGGCCAUGCGCGUCAUCCUGGUGGUGGUGGUGGUGUUCAUUGUGUCACAGCUGCCCCACAAUGCCGUGCUGGUGAUGAAGGCGACACAGGCCUCCAACAUGACGAUGACAGACUGCGAAGAAAUUAAGCGCUUCGACGUGUUGGGACAAGUGUUGAAGAGUGUGGCGUACACGCACGCCUGCCUCAACCCCUUCCUCUACGCAUUUGUUGGCGUGCGUUUCCGCCGCGAUGUUCUGCAGCUGCUGCGCUGCUGCUGCCGGCCACCGCUGGUCAGCAAGAGUCCACUGAGUAAGACCAGCAGGAGUCCACUGAACUCCACCCGUGCCUCGGUGAUGUCAGACAGUGACAUUUCCCAGGCCAUGUCCCUGUGAGGACACACGGCGAGGACGUCUCAUCAUUGUCUCUCUUCAUUUUAGAUUCAAGCUGCUUCAAACUCCUUGAAUGUUCACUCUAGAAUGUCAAAUAUUCCGUUUGCUUUAUCAGGACUUAUCAGGACUUUGUCAGGACUUGGUAUUUUCAUUUAGCUAAACUAACACAAGUAACCGAACAUCAUCACCAUGGAGCUGCACAAAGGUCUUCACGCACAUGGUCAGAAACCUCCUGACCGAGGCUCUGAAGCACGUUGCAGUGAUGAUGUGAUCCUGAAGAUGAAGGAACAGUUGAGACUUUUACGAUGUUCAUGGCAGACAUCUGGACUUUCCCAGACUUUUCCCAAACGUUCACGUGGUAGAUGUGAACUUCUUUGUGUGUGGCUGCUAAAAUUGGAUGGUGUUGGUCAUGUGACUGUUUUUUGUGUCACAUGUUGAACUUGAACUGCCACGUUAAUCAUCUUGACUGUGAAAGAACAACAGCUGCUAAUAAAUGCUAACGGCUAACUGCUGUUAAUAGAUGCUAACAUGAAAACAUGUAAAUAGUUUUGUGGUUGUUAGUGUAACAGUGUGUAACGUGUGAGCGUGACAAACAAGAGGAAGUGGAUCAAACAGUCACACUUGUUUUUUCUCACUUCCUGUUGUUUUCACUCCGUCAAACUUUUUCACCUUCACUUCAAAUUUAUAAACAAAUAAAGAUUCUGACGAAA